Phlebotomus papatasi is the source of this 1278-nucleotide messenger RNA. RefSeq lists its product as uncharacterized. The transcript has 2 exons. The record is from RefSeq and is a predicted model, not a curated record. The coding region runs from base 462 to 1163 and encodes 233 amino acids. NCBI's taxonomy places the organism in Eukaryota, Metazoa, Arthropoda, Insecta, Diptera, Psychodidae.
AAUUCUGAGAUAAAGAAGCCUAAAGAUUUAACUUAAAGCUUUAACUUUGACAUUAAAGAUUUCAAAUUCUGAGUUAUAGGUUUUUUGGAUAAAAUAGCCUUUAGCGCCACUAAAGAAAUUUGAUUAUCCAAAAUGUCAAAAAAACACGUUCAGUUUUAAUGUGUUGCAUCAGUUCUGGUUUAUUGUCAAUAAAAAGAACAAUUUCCACACCUCCUCCUCUCUUCAGUGUUAAAAUUACCCUGCAGUGUAUCAAAUAGAGUUCAGGUAUUGUCGAACUUAUCGACUGUUGCUCCGGUUGCUCCAUCCACCAUCUAAAACCAUUCAGCAAAAGGCACAGGAAGAUACAGAUUUCCCAGUUUUCGACUUUUUUUCUGGCAAAAAUGAACGAUUCAGGUCAAUUAAUUUCAAGUGGUAAGUAAUUCAAACAGGAAGUGGUUGUAGAUAAGAGACGAGGUCAAUUUAUGGUUCCAGGAGCUUCAUCUGGACCGAAGAAGAGAAAGAGGGGCCCCAACACACUUCUAAGCCAAAAGGAGUACUUUGUAAACUUUGUCCUGGAGCACAGAGAUACUCUGGACUCAUUAAGCGACAGAUAUGAUCCCCUUUGGUCGAACCUCACGGAAAAAUUGAAUUCUAUGGGGCCACCCCAGAGGAACACCGCAGACUGGCAAGAGAACCUAAAAAACUGGGAGUAUCAAAUCAAGCACAAGGAGCGUGUUCUCAAGGCUAGCACUGGAGAAACUGGAGGUGGUGGGCCAAAAGCAGAACAGCAGCUCUCUCACUUGGAAAAAAAAGCUCUACAGGCCUUUGGAAAAAUAGCUGUGGAUGGGGAUCCUGAUAUAUGUGUUCAUACUGGCCACGACAGUGUACCUGAUCCUCUGGAUCCACAAGAAUCCUUCACUGAUACCAUGGAUUCUUUCGGGAUACCACCGCGUGAACAGAAUGAUCCUCCAUUGACGACAACUGUUGCUAGAAAGAAAAAGGACACUCUGGAAGUUCUUGCUGAUGCUUUUGCAGAGCAUUUGGAGGAAAAUAAGAAGAGACGUGAAGAGGAUAAGAGGAUGAACACGGCAAUGAUGAAUGCACUUACCACUGCUGCCGAAGGUAUUAAUAAUCUUGGAAAAGCAGCAGUAAUUCUGGCUCAGAAAUUCACAAAGGAUGACUAAUGACAAACUUUCAACAUUAAUGACUUUAUUUUCCAAGAAUUCAAAAAAUGGAAAGAAAUGAACGUGAUAACUUGAAUUUACCUUGAAUUAAAAAAUUUCUUGAAAUAAUUGUUUC